Poeciliopsis prolifica (blackstripe livebearer) is the source of this 764-nucleotide messenger RNA. Its product is annotated as histone H4-like. The coding region runs from base 85 to 432 and encodes 115 amino acids. The record is from RefSeq and is a predicted model, not a curated record. Gene Ontology annotation, cellular component: nucleosome. Gene Ontology annotation, molecular function: protein heterodimerization activity; structural constituent of chromatin; DNA binding. Gene Ontology annotation, biological process: nucleosome assembly. NCBI's taxonomy places the organism in Eukaryota, Metazoa, Chordata, Actinopteri, Cyprinodontiformes, Poeciliidae. The transcript is spliced from 2 exons.
GCUCUUUUAAGAGCCACUCACUGCGUCUGCAGAGCCAUGUUCCUUAUGACUUUAAGCUAAACUAAAAGACUCUUGUAGAUCAACAUGAGCGGCAGAGGAAAGGGAGGUAAAGGACUCGGUAAAGGAGGCGCCAAGCGCCACCGGAAAGUCCUCCGUGACAACAUCCAGGGAAUCACCAAGCCCGCCAUCCGCCGUCUGGCUCGCCGCGGGGGAGUCAAGUGUAUCUCCGGCCUCAUCUACGAGGAGACCCGCGGUGUGCUCCAGGUCUUCCUGGAGAACGUCAUCCGUGACGCCGUCACCUACACAGAGCACGCCGAGAGGACGACCGUCACCGUCAUGGACGUGGUCUACGCUCUCAAGAGGCAGGGCCGCACUCUGUACGGCUUCGGGGGUUACACAGUAAAUUUGGUAGUGUUAAAGCAAUACCUAUAGAGUCGAAUUUAACACCGUUUCCGAGUCUAUAUGUUCCCAAAGGCUCUUUUAAGAGUCACUCACUGCGUCUGCAGAGCCAUGUUCCUUAUUUGUAUUAGAUUCACAACAUAAAUGUCAUUGGGAUUGAAAUGUACUGAAUUUACCAAGAUAAAAAUGAAGUUCAGGGUUGACUUAAAGCAGGGAUGUUCUGUAUAGCUUAAAAAGUAUUCACUGAACCACUAGCCUAAGCUAAGAUGGCACAAAAUAUAAUAUUGAUGUGGGAAAUACAAUUCUUUAAUUCACAUUUCUGUAUAAGUCAAAAUGCUUUAUGUAUUUUGAUGUAAGGAAAGAAA